Funneliformis caledonium is the source of this 168-nucleotide messenger RNA. The record is from the annotation of a GenBank genome assembly. Lineage: Eukaryota; Fungi; Glomeromycota; Glomeromycetes; Glomerales; Glomeraceae.
AUGUCACAUUCGUUUAAACGUCCAUUGAAGCAGCUGGAUGCUAGGGCCGAUCUUAUCUUUGCAAAAUCUAGACGACAAGUUCCCAUUGGAUCUAAUAUUGGAAAUUGUUAUGUUAUUAGAGAAAUGCAAUCAGAAAAGAAAACUGAAAUUAAUGAUGAUAAAUUCUGA